AUGACGAUGGACCAGCGGGAACUCGAGUCGAGCAUCAAGCAGCUCAACAAGACUGUCCAGGCCAAUGAUCCUCCCACGUCGGCCCUGGCCAUUCUGGAGCGCCUAAAGAAGGAGGCCGCCCCUACCGAGGAGAUACUUCGGUUCGCUUUCAUCCAGUCCACCCGCGCUGGUGUCUUCGUCGGCAAGCUCCGAUCGAACGCAAACAAGGACAUCGCCCGUGCUGCAACAGAGCUUGUGCACAAGUGGAAGAAGCUUGUAGAAGCUGAGAAACAAGGCAAACUGAAGAAACAAUCCUCUCCAGCCGCUCCGUCGCCUACUAUCGCCAGCGCUCCAAAACCCUCGUCGUCUUCCAGCAGUUCCAAAGAGCCUUUCAAGGGCAACACCGAGAACCGCCGCGCCAAGGAUGAUGGAGCUGAUACCAAACGCACCGGUGACAGCACGCGCGAUGCCUGCAUCGAGCUCUUGUACAACGGCCUUGCCUACCGAUCCACGGCUUCCGUCAGCGACGUCAUUGCCAAGGCGGUCGCUAUCGAGGCUGCCGCAUACGGUCACUUCAAGGGAGUCAGCAAAGACUACCGAGAGAAGAUUCGCUCUCUGUUUAGCAAUUUGAAAGUCAAGACCAAUCGUGAGCUUGGCCAGAAUGUCAUGGAUGGCAAAAUUGCUCCAGAGCGCUUCGUCAUCAUGACUCACGAGGAGCUCAAGUCGGCAGAGCAGCGUAGAAAGGAGAACUUGCUUCAAGAGGAAAACAUGAAGAAGGCGCAAGUUCCUAUGGCCGAGAAGAGUAUCAGCGAUGCUCUUAAGUGCGGCAAGUGCGGACAAAAGAAAGUUAGCUACAGUCAGGCGCAAACCCGCAGUGCUGAUGAACCGAUGACUACAUUUUGCGAGUGCACUGUCUGCGGUAAUCGUUGGAAGUUCUCUUAA
Molecule: messenger RNA, 921 nt
Organism: Colletotrichum truncatum
Lineage: Eukaryota; Fungi; Ascomycota; Sordariomycetes; Glomerellales; Glomerellaceae
Source: RefSeq, a predicted model, not a curated record